Molecule: messenger RNA, 1063 nt
Organism: Tribolium madens (black flour beetle)
Lineage: Eukaryota; Metazoa; Arthropoda; Insecta; Coleoptera; Tenebrionidae
Product: c-Myc-binding protein homolog
Exons: 4
Coding region: 247-663 (138 amino acids)
Biological process (GO): regulation of DNA-templated transcription
Cellular component (GO): nucleus
Molecular function (GO): transcription coactivator activity
Source: RefSeq, a predicted model, not a curated record
AUCUAGUAACCAUUUGCCCAAUGGAUACCAACCUAAUAACCGCGCAUAUUCCGAAUUAACGAAUUUUCUUUGAAUUUGUGUUUGUUGACGAAAACGCCGUUUUCAGCGUUUAUUUUAUAAUUUCCUGUCAAAUUUUCACCGAAAAUUUGGUACUUGAACGGUAACGAGCCAUAAAUUCGUCCAAAUCUUGUGAUUCACACAUAUACAAACCACUGAUUUAUUUAUCAACGCCACGUGUUGAGGAAAAUGUCGAAUCCAACAUUCAAGCCGUCCGAGGGAAAACGCGAGGAGUUCCGUAAAUACCUGGAGAAAAAUGGAGUCAUGGAUGCUUUAACCAAGGUUCUCGUGAAUCUUUAUGAGGAACCUGAGAAGCCUGAAGAUGCUUUAGAGUACAUUCGAGACCGCUUAGCCAUGCAAGCUGGGAUUGAAACGUUCACUCAAAUGAAAACAAAAAUUGAAGAAUAUCAGGCUCGAGUUGAUGCUCUCACUCAAGAGCUAGAAGAAUUGAGAAUCAGUAUGGAACCACCACCGCCAGCCGACGAGGAAGGUGCCCCGGUAGAAGAAGGUUUUGAACCUACAGGGGGCGAUGAGAACCCGCCAGAAGAGGCAGUAGGGGGCAGUGAAGAGGCCCCAGCUGAACAACCGCCAGAAAAUGCUGAUUAGUAAUGCUUCUCUUUGCCAUAUUAUAUAUUGUUUUUUUUUAUUUUUAGAAUUUUAUUUUUGUUCCUUUAUGAAUUAAUGUUUAGUUUGUUUUAGACUUGUGAAAUUAAUUUUUGUUUAAAAUAACAUUAUCUUGGGACUUUAAUUUGAGAUUGAUCUCUAAUUAUAACAAUGUAUGUACUUAACUCUCUUAACCUGGAAAUUAAAUUCAGGUGUUGCCUUAACCGCGAUAUAAUAUAUUCCAUUUUUGAGAAGCACAUGUAUGAAUUUUAUGUGGAUUGUUUCUUGCAGUAUUAUUUUUUGAUUUAUAAAAUUUGAACAAUUUUGUGUCAUUAUGCACUUGAAAAAUCUAAAGUUUUAACAGUCACUGUGUUUAUUACCAAUUAAAGUUAUUUCAUUAUUA